AACGCAGUUUACUUUCUUAAUCCUCUCUCUUCCCCGUCACCUUUCACCAGCCUCACUUCCUUGAAGUUCUUUCCUCUCUCCCUUAACUUCUUCCCUCAACACAACAGUGUUGCUGUCUCCUCAUCAUCCCCCUUCACCCUGUCUUCCUGUGUUUGUCCGUGUCGCCUCGCACAACCCUGAGCGAUUUUCAUCUUUCACUCUGUUUACUUACAUUCUUCGCCUUGUGCUACCCAACAAAUACUAUUUUUAUUUUUUUGAGUUUUGAGUACGGUUUUAAUGACAAUGGACUACGAAAACGAAAACAAUCGUGACUACGACGGUAUGCUCCCUUUCUGAUCCUGUUGUUUUUGAAAAAUAUUUACUUAAGGACGAGCUUGUAAUUGACUUUUCCGUGCCGACUGGAGUAGAAGAUGGACGUGAUGCCUAUCGUCGUGAUGAGCGCUCUAUGUCGCCUCGUGGGCGUCGCGAGGAUUCUUCCCCAAGGAGGGACCGCGUGAGAAGCGCCUCCCCUGGGGGCCGUGGUGGCGAGAGGUAUCUUGUCCCCCUAUCGUUUUCAAGUCAUGCGCGACCUGCUGAUAUUUGUAGAUCUGUUCCUCCUGAGUCACGUCCUGAUGAUCGUCGCCUUAUGGAUGCUGGCUCCACCUCUUCCGAGCGUGGUGGUGAACGCCGUGGUCCCAGCUCCUCUGAUGGCGCCCAAAAUCCUGGCACUAACCUCUUUGUUACUGGUAUUCAUCCGCGUCUUACCGAAGAUGAUGUUACUCGUCUUUUUGCCAAGUAUGGUGAGGUUGAGAAGUGUCAAAUUAUGUUGGACCCUCACACCAAGGAGUCUCGUGGCUUCGGGUUUGUCAAACUGGCCACAUUAGAUCAAGCGGACAGCGCGAAAGAGCGCUUGCAGGGGGAAGUUUUUGAAGGCCGAACUUUAUCUAUUGAGAAAGCAAGGCGUAGUCGUCCCAGGACUCCUACUCCCGGAAAGUACUUUGGUCCACCAAAAAGAGGUAUGUGUCAACCCGUUGGGAUGUAUAUAUUCCCCCCAUGAAAUGAAGCCUAGCUCACAGCAAAGAUGCAGAUGAUUACCGCCGUGGGCCACCUGGUCGCGAUGACGGUGGUUACCGUGGCGGACGUGGCCCCUCACGUGGUGGUCGCUUUUACGACGAUUACGAUCGCGGUUAUAAUUCCCGUUAUGAUGACCGUGAUCGUGGCGGGCGUGGGGACCGCUACUAUAGUUCCCGUGAUAGGAGCGAUGACUACCCUCCCCGCGGAGUUGACCGUUACGCGUCUGGACGUGAUGAUAGGUAUAGUGGACGAGAUGAAAGACGUGCGCCCAGGGAUGCUGGCUAUGCUAGCUAUAGUGAUCGUGAUUCUGGAUAUUCCCGCAGCGGUGCUGGUGAGCCCGCGAUACCUCCUGCCACCGGUAGUGAAGGUGGAAGGGCCUACGGAGGUGGCGCUUACCGUGACGAAGCCCGCGAUGAUCGUAGCUACAGGAGAUAGAUUAUUCAGGCCCAUCAAAAGUCACCUACCCUGUUAGUUUUUUUUUUUUUUUUGAUCGGGUACAGCUUUCUCCCUUUUAACCCUUAUACUUUCUAAAAGUCUACCUUUGUAUUCCUUAAUCUCUUGCUUUGUUCCUUAUCGUAUUUGUUCUUUUGCUUUGUCUUCUCUGGUUGGAGAGUCGGGUCUUGUUCGAAGAGGAGACUUACUUCCUCUUCUCAUGCGUCUUCAGACUCGGAUUAAUUCGGCGGUCGGAAAGAAAUUGGGGAGGAAGGGGGAUCUGUGUGAACGAGUUCGACAUCAACGUGCGACAAGUGAUAUUGACAGUUCACACUGGCUCGGUAUUUCGUCGAUACUUCUCAAAAUUCUUCUUUUUUCUUUUCAUGGAGCGGCCUAUUUGCAACACCGAUCAACUAUUCAGAUUACAAAUAUAUAAAAAAGCAUCGCGACCGGUAGUUGGAAACGAACAAAAAUCGCUUAAUCAUGUCAAUUCCGUCCGUCCGUCUAUCCGUCCGCCUGUUUGGUUUCAUCACCAGAUCAGAUGUUUCAGAUAUGGGGACUCCUUUCCGAGCAUGGCUUUAUUCUCCACCAUUUCUCUCAACGGCCCGGUUGUCGAGGGUCGCAUCUACUGUGGCUCGUUCUUCGUCCAUCGUCUGUUUGUCCAUCUGUCCACCUGUUGCAGGUGUGGCGGAUGGCAUUUCCGUACACGCCUCCGCACAAAAAAAGGAAAAAAAGAAAAAAAGAAACCCUUUGCUACCUACCUACCCACCCAAAAGAAACAAGCGCCUGUAUCAGAUAUCGCAAUGUGUGGUUAAUUAUUGUACAACAAAAGUCCACCUGGACCUUUUUUAUGGGGAUCCUCGCUCUGCAGUCAUUUCAAAUCAGUACAUCAAAUCAAUACAGUGCGAUCAAUCGGCCCCGCCGCAGUACUCCUUGUGAUAGCUCAAUUCAAUGAUCCUCGCUUCAGGAUAACAAAAUACCAGAGGGGCAAAUAUAACCAUCUAACCUGGACCGGUGCGGCAACGGGGCUGGAAGAAAAGAAAAAAAAAACCCCGCAGGGCCGCUAUUUUUUGUCUCUUGGUUCAACAGCUGUCUCGGGUUAGACUAGCAUCACGGAGCAAUUCAUCAAGCGAGCAAAGGAAAGCUAGAAUUCAAGGCUCGCCCGUUGUGCAAUUCAAUUGAAUUCAAUUCUUAUACAAUCCGUAGUCAAAACCACAGCGCGGGUCAAGGCUCCGCCCCUCCGGAGGAAAUAUACACUUUAUUUUACCUGUACAUUCAUUAUAUUAACCUCGCAGAGCUAACUUAUAGAUACACUUUACCUCCUCCGACAAGCGGACGCCCUGUCGGCAGGCGACUAAAAUUGUUUCAGACUGGUUUCGGAGUUUUUAUAACAUGCAGUUACUUAAAACUUUGCUCAUACCUCCCUUUAUUAAAAAUGCGAAGGUGGAGGGGAAAAGUGUUCCUGAACUCUAUUGCCGGAGACGCUGAAGCUCGUGAUUGACACGUGAUCCGGAGAUUGUGUGUUGGUGGGCUGUUGUUUGGGAUUAGUAGGAUUCAAGGGGGAAUUAUGUUUAUUUAUAAUUGAUAUUACUGCAUGUAUUCUAAUGAUUCGCUACAAAUGAUCGGCUGAAGGUGGGAAUUGUGUGAUUAUCAUUCUUGAUCUUGCCGUAACGAUACUUGCACCCUAGAAACCUACAACAGUUUAGGAUCAUGGAAUAUCACUCGCUCAAGUAUCUCCAUCACUGGUGCAGUAGGAAGUAUUUUAAUUGACUUAUAAAUCCUAUAUA
Molecule: messenger RNA, 3272 nt
Organism: Tuber aestivum (summer truffle)
Lineage: Eukaryota; Fungi; Ascomycota; Pezizomycetes; Pezizales; Tuberaceae
Source: the annotation of a GenBank genome assembly